CAUUCUUGUUGUUUGAUGUCCUCUGCAUUCAACUUGAAACUUAGCACUUUUACAGCAAGAAAAAACGUGGAAGAUUUCACUGGGCCUAGAGAAAGAAGUGAUCUGGGAUUCAUUACUUUUGACAUUACCGCAGAUUUGCAAACCAUAUUUGAUUGGAAUGUUAAACAGUUAUUUCUGUAUUUGUCUGCAGAAUAUUCCACAAAAAACAAUGCCCUAAAUCAAGUUGUCCUUUGGGAUAAGAUCAUCUUAAGAGGAGAUAAUCCAAAGCUGUUGCUGAAAGAUAUGAAAUCGAAAUACUACUUCUUCGAUGAUGGAAAUGGUCUCAAGGGAAACAGAAAUGUCACUUUGACUCUCUCCUGGAACGUCGUACCAAAUGCUGGCAUUCUACCUCUUGUGACAGGAUCAGGACAUGUAUCUGUUCCAUUCCCAGAUGCAUAUGAAACAACAAAAAGUUAUUAAAUUAUUAUACUGAAUCCUAAGCAACAUAUUUUUAUACUUGUAUAUUGUGGAUAAAUUUUAUCACGCUUUCCCCUUCUGUCCCAUGCAACCUUCUGGGGAAAGCUAAUUGAGUUCUUGGGGUCUAACUGAACUGAAAAAGAAAACACAUGGAAAUGAUUUUUUUUCUUUAUUUUAAAUGCAACAUUGAUGCUGAAACUUAAAGGAAAGGUAAAUUGACAAUUUAAAAUUUUCGAAAAAUAGACUUUUUGUUGGCAACCUGUGUAAAGAACUACCUUUCUUAUAAAUAAACAUUUAAAACCAUAAAA
Molecule: messenger RNA, 764 nt
Organism: Gavialis gangeticus (Gharial)
Lineage: Eukaryota; Metazoa; Chordata; Crocodylia; Gavialidae
Gene: SPCS3
Product: signal peptidase complex subunit 3
Exons: 5
Coding region: 16-459 (147 amino acids)
Biological process (GO): protein targeting to ER
Cellular component (GO): signal peptidase complex; membrane
Source: RefSeq, a predicted model, not a curated record